Molecule: messenger RNA, 197 nt
Organism: Dentiscutata heterogama
Lineage: Eukaryota; Fungi; Glomeromycota; Glomeromycetes; Diversisporales; Gigasporaceae
Source: the annotation of a GenBank genome assembly
AAUUGAUAUUGCUGGUUCUCUUGUUAUUGCAUGGUCAUUAUUCGGUAUUGCUGCUGGCCAAGAAGAUCCCUUUAUUCAUUGGUCUGCUAUUGCUAUUGGCGCCGGUUCAACACUGUACAUCCUUAAACCUUUCGUCUUUAAAUACUUCCUCCAUCGACCAACAGGUGAAAAUGAAUCUUUGUUGCCGGAACAUAGGC